GGUUAUUUUUCCCAAUAAAGAAUGUCAGGGUAUCUCUGAGUCAGAGUUCCGGAGUAUUUUCUUCGUCACGUAUAAAUCCUCCUGCAUUUUGGUGGAAUUUCAUCAUAAAUCCGUGCAGUUGUAGCUUUUACUGAGGGCUCUUGCAGAGAUACUCCUCAAAGAAGUGACUAAAAAUAGCUGACCGGGAAGUUCAGUGGGGACUUGAAGAAAAGCCUUUGACUUUUGGAAUUGACCUUCGACACACAGAAAAUCCAAGAUGAGUCUCGUUUGGACACUUAUUGCGACGUUUCUGUAUGCAGAGAUUGGCAUUGUGCUGCUCCUGGUACUGCCAAUUGCCAGUCCUAUGCGUUGGCAGAAAUUCUUCCGAUCGCGAUUUCUGGCAAUGAUUGGGCGUCAGGCCCAGAUGUACUUUUACCUCUUGUUGGCUGUGUUGGUUGUCUUUCUCAUCGAGGCUGUGCGUGAAAUGAGGAAAUACUCUCACACCGAUCCAGCCCAGGAGGCGCACUUGAAUGUGGGAAUGCAGCACAGCAUGAGACUGUUCCGGGCUCAAAGGAAUUUCUACAUCAGUGGCUUUGCUAUUUUCCUUGUUCUCGUCAUCCGUCGCCUUGUUCUGUUGAUCUCUGCUCAGGCCUCCCUUUUGGCCCAGGCUGAGGCUUCCUUUAGGCAAGCUGAAAGUGCCACAACUGCUGCCCGCAGCCUCCUGUCUCAGCAGAAAGAUAAGAAGACGGAGGGGGAUUCCGAGGAGGUAGAUACGCUGAAAGAGAAAGUGGCUGAGCUAGAGGGAGAAUUGAAGCGCGAACGGAAGGACAAGGAAGCUCUCAAGUCCCAGGCAGAAAGCCUCAACAGGGAAUAUGAUCGUCUUACGGAGGAAUACAGCAAAAUCGAGAAGAAACUCCAUUCUUCGACGAAGGACGAUUAAUUUAUUCGCACUCCCUUCGAGUGACAAUCAUCUUUUUUUCAUCAUUGCUGAUCUGCAGCUCUUGAACCUUCUGUAUUCGACUCAUUUGUCCAUUAUUGUGUUUUUCUAAUGAUUUUUUUCUUAACAUUUCCUUGGGUGAUGCUUUUUUUGCGGAAAAUAAAAACCUCGAGUACUAAAAAA
Phlebotomus papatasi is the source of this 1099-nucleotide messenger RNA. Its product is annotated as B-cell receptor-associated protein 31. The coding region runs from base 257 to 919 and encodes 220 amino acids. The transcript has 3 exons. The record is from RefSeq and is a predicted model, not a curated record. NCBI's taxonomy places the organism in Eukaryota, Metazoa, Arthropoda, Insecta, Diptera, Psychodidae. Gene Ontology annotation, cellular component: endoplasmic reticulum membrane; endoplasmic reticulum. Gene Ontology annotation, biological process: intracellular protein transport; endoplasmic reticulum to Golgi vesicle-mediated transport.